Molecule: messenger RNA, 2416 nt
Organism: Myripristis murdjan (pinecone soldierfish)
Lineage: Eukaryota; Metazoa; Chordata; Actinopteri; Holocentriformes; Holocentridae
Gene: dusp1
Product: dual specificity phosphatase 1
Exons: 4
Coding region: 281-1411 (376 amino acids)
Biological process (GO): endoderm formation; negative regulation of p38MAPK cascade; protein dephosphorylation
Cellular component (GO): cytoplasm; nucleus
Molecular function (GO): MAP kinase tyrosine/serine/threonine phosphatase activity
Source: RefSeq, a predicted model, not a curated record
UUUGAACAACCCAGUGUAAAGUAAAGUACAUCCUGUGAAGAACAACUACCGGAUACACAAGAAGAACGGACCUGUUUAUUAUUAAAACUUUUUUACAUUAAUAUUUUGUUUAGUUUGAGCGUGGACUUUGGGGACAAAAAAACUCUACACGAACGGGUCUAGUCAGAACAAAAGAACACACCGCUUCAGAGAUUACUUUGUAACUUUUGGAGAAUUAUUUUAUUUUUAUUUAAUUUUUUUCACCACAACCAACGUUUCUGCUUUCCUGCUGCACAGCUUUAUGUAUUUGGAGCUAUUACUUUUAUCCCGCCGUCCUACUAUGGUCAUUAUGGAGGUCCCCAGCAUCGACUGCGCGUCCCUCCGUGGUUUGUUGGAGGGCGACGACCCGGGCUGCCUGGUGCUGGACUGCCGCUCCUUUUUCUCCUUCAACUCGUCCCACAUACCCGGCUCCACUAACGUGCGCUUCAGCACCAUAGUGCGCAGGCGAGCCAGAGGGGGGCUGGGGCUCGAGCACAUCGUCCCAAACGAGGACACCAGGAACCGGCUCCUGUCCGGGGAGUACCAGUCCGUGGUGUUCCUAGAUGACCGGAGUUUGGACUUUAGCCAAGUGAAGAAAGACGGGACUCUGAUGCUCGCAGUUACAGCCUUGUGUCGCGACCCCUGUGGCGCUGGUGUGUUUAUUCUCAAAGGCGGCUUUGAGACAUUUUCAUCAGAGUAUCCAGAGAUGUGCACCAAACCCUCCCCUCCGCAAGGACUCAGUUUGCCCCUGAGCGCCAGCCAUCCUGGGAGCGCAGACCCUGGCUGCAGUCCAUGCAGUACCCCCCUAUAUGAUCAGGGGGGUCCAGUGGAGAUCUUGCCCUUCCUGUACCUUGGCAGUGCUUACCAUGCCUCCAGAAAGGACAUGCUGGACAUGCUGGGCAUCACUGCGCUAAUCAACGUCUCUGCCAACUGUCCCAACCACUUUGAGGACUCCUUCCUUUACAAGAGCAUCCCUGUCGAGGACAACCACAAAGCCGAUAUCAGCUCCUGGUUCAACGAGGCAAUUGAGUUUAUUGACUCAGUGAGGAAUAAAGGAGGCCGUGUGUUUGUGCACUGUCAAGCCGGCAUCUCCCGCUCUGCCACCAUUUGCCUCGCCUACCUCAUGCGUACCAAUCGUGUGAAGCUGGACGAGGCCUUCGAGUUCGUCAAGCAGCGCCGCAGCAUCAUCUCGCCCAACUUCAGCUUCAUGGGCCAGCUCCUCCAGUUCGAGUCCCAGGUGUUGGCUUCGUCCACCUGCUCUUCAGAGGCGGGAAGUCCGGCCAUCGGCAAGAGCAGCACCGUCUUCAACUUCCCCGUCUCAAUCCCUGUACACACCUCGGCGGGGCAGCUCUCCUUCCUCCACAGUCCCAUCACCACCUCCCCGAGCUGCUGAGGAAGGAUGGAGCAGCAUGGACAUUGUUUGGACUUGUAAUUCAUUAGUGACUCAAACACAGAGCGCUACAUGCAAAGAGUCCCUUAAUUCAGCUCCGUUAUAUGGUGAUACUGGUAUCACUGGACAAAAGGGGUGUCAUUGCUUGGGGAUGGUCAUAUUGACAAGUUUGUGGACUGCCGCCCAGUUCUCUGGACUGUAACUGCAGGUUGCCCCCAUCAUUUCAAGUGGAGUUCUGAUUGCUACCAUCUGGCAGUAUUGAUGUUUAAGCUCCUGCACAAAUGUGAAUGUCACCCACACUCCUAGAUGUCAUGGGAAAUGGCUGAAAAACAUAGCUAACGUUGUUCCUGUAGAGGAAGUUAGAAGUAUUUCAAAAAUCGUUAUUGAAAGGACUUUUUUUUUUUUUUUUUACUGAAGUCAUGAAGGCGACAGCUUUUGAUAAUCAAAAUCUUUUUUUUUUUUUUUUUACAACAAAAUGGGGAGGGCUUGCAGUUGUCUUGGGAAUGUUGAUUUCUCCUUUGAGUUGUUCAUUUUGCUUUCUGAGCUGGUCAAAGGAAGCAGUAUAUAUAAUUUUAUUGCCAAACCUUAGACGCAAGCAUGGAAGUCACUCCUCCAUUUGACGAACAAUGAAUGUAUCUCCUUCCCUGUGGCACAAGUUUUCAUUUUCAGUUUGAAAGUGGAGUGGGUUGCCAAUUCAAAUGCAAAUACCUGCCUUUCAAAACAUCAUGACGAUCAUCAUGACGAUCAUCAUGACGAUCAUCCUGACGAUCCUGACACAUUGGGGAAACCAACCAUUAAAUACCUCAUGUUUCUGUACUGUGUACUGCAGCGCUGAGACAAAGACAGAGCCCCCAGACUGCUAAAAUGGGGCCACAUAGUCCUCAGUGACUGCAUUCUGACAUAUUUAUUGAACUAAAGUAAUAUAUUUCUUUAUCAUAUCUAUUUUUGCAUAUGUUUGUUAAAUGUUUUGAUACCACUGAAUAAAUUCCAUCUGGCUUUUGUACUAUG